AUGAUUACAAAAGAAGACAUCACAAUAUCAAACAAUAACCAUAGAGCUCCGGCAGUUGAAACUCAAUCAGAAAGGAUACCUUUGGAAGGAAAUGUUAACAAUGAAACAACAGAAGGUGUUUUAAGUGGAGGUAGAGAUGCCCACAGAAAAAUGAGUAACGUGGAGAAUGAACAAAUAGAAAGGCUGUUACCCAGCGGAAAGGAAACAAUCCUGGCUAUAGAGAAGGAAGAAGGGGACCAUCACCCGUUCGUGAAUUUAAGGAUAAAUGGGAUGGUAAUUAAAUCCUUUAUUGAUGAUGGAAGCGCGCUAUCAGCUAUAAAACAAGAACGAAUGGAGAGAAAUUGGGAGUUCUGA
This is a messenger RNA of Strongyloides ratti, 354 nucleotides long. Its product is annotated as Aspartic peptidase domain-containing protein. The record is from RefSeq and is a predicted model, not a curated record. The transcript has a single exon. The coding region runs from base 1 to 354 and encodes 117 amino acids. Lineage: Eukaryota; Metazoa; Nematoda; Chromadorea; Rhabditida; Strongyloididae.